Aricia agestis (brown argus) is the source of this 3286-nucleotide messenger RNA. Its product is annotated as myogenesis-regulating glycosidase. Lineage: Eukaryota; Metazoa; Arthropoda; Insecta; Lepidoptera; Lycaenidae. The transcript has 9 exons. Gene Ontology annotation, molecular function: hydrolase activity, hydrolyzing O-glycosyl compounds. Gene Ontology annotation, biological process: carbohydrate metabolic process. The record is from RefSeq and is a predicted model, not a curated record. The coding region runs from base 337 to 3189 and encodes 950 amino acids.
UAGCAACAUUAAACAAACAAUCACAUAGCAAUGGCAGACUUUGCCACAAUAUGUCGCUCACCAACAAAAUUAAAAAAGUGCCGACAGUUUCCCUAAAGCCUUUGCAAUCUUUGUCUGAAAAAAAAGUAGCACACUGCACAAGUAUAGAAAGCUUUUGCAAUCUUUGUGUAAAAAAAGUGUGACAAUGACGGUGGAAGCUGGUAAAGAGCGGGUGUCGUGGUGGUGUGUGCUGCAUCUUGAUCUCCUACUGUGGGGGCUGCUGGCCGUCACGCUACUGGCGCUGUUCGUCUACUACAUCAUCGUCUACUAGCACACAGAUAACUAUGUAACAUAAACAUGGCGAGUGGUCAGGAUCAGAAUGACAUCAUCUCUAAGGGACUCAACUCACCAGAACUGAGGAGGAAUCCGAACAUCCCAUACGUAGACGACAAUGUGGACCUAAAUAGCAUCACGAUAGAGCCACCUGAUAGACCGAAACGACUAAAGGAUGACCCACCAGAACAGAGGAAACUCCAUGCAGCAGACCUGGGAGCUAUACAUACACCGAAUAGUGAUACCAUAGUUGUAGAUACACCAGAAGGCACUCUAUACAUUACCCUAGAUCCAGAUUCCUCCAAAACCUCUAAACCAAACAGUCCGAGUACGGAAUCCACUGAUCUCUCUUCUCCGAGCACAUCCAAGGCGUCCGGAGCGCAGGAAUCACACGACCUGAUCACGAGAGAGCAGGAGCAGGAGCAGAGAAGGUCAGAUUUGAGGAGGAACUCCGUGUCGAUGCCCACCAUGUCCAACUUGGAGCUGAUGAAGCAGGACUAUGAAAAUAAGGAGAUCCCGGAACACCACGGCAGCUCCGGGUCGGGGCUGAGCGACGACCACGCCGACCCCGUGCUGUCUGACGAUGACCACGCCAAAACCGCCCUCCGCUCCCCGCGUCGCAAGUCGACGGCGCCGCGGCGCUCGCGUUCGGAGUUUAGCAUGGACGACGACGAAUACUCCCCAGCCACAUCACUCACCAGCGUCAAUUCACUCGCCAGCCUGUUGAAGGAGAAGCUACAGAGCAUACCGCAAAAGAUGAGGAAGAAGCCCACCGACUACAAGCUGCGCGCAUUCGUGGGACUGAUGUUCCUGGCGGUGGUAUUCUUUGUGGGGUUCGCGUACGUGCUCUACCACCAGCAGGCGCUGACGAGAGCGUACUUCGACAGCGUGCAGUUCAACGAGCCCAAACGACUCAUCAGGAUAUUCAAUAAAGACGACGUCGAGAUACUGAAGGCUAAUUUAGCUGUCGGUCUGGCGCCCAAGAAGAAGGCGUAUCCCUGCCUCCCGGAGCACCGCAAGGCCGACGGCUCGGAGUGUCUGGAGUGGCUGCACGACCUCCGCUUCUACCUCAAGUGUCUGCCGCACGACCCCGGGGUAGACAACACUACCUGCUACUCCGUGCAUUGGAAGGCUUUGAGACCAGAUAUAUCACCGACUGACUGCUUCGACUGGGGCGACACAAAGGUACACUGGUACGGCGCGGGCCAGUCCAGCAACUUGACCUGGCCCCUGAACUUCGGCAGCAUAGACUUCACCUCCUUCAUCACCGGCGACAUGCAGAAGUCGCAGUGGAGCAACGUUCUCACGAGGUAUCUCAUCAACUCCAAAGGAGCAGCUAUCAUCGUCGACGACCAAACUCCACUGCAGAUCUCCGUCAACAAAAAAGGCAAAGAUAUCUGCAUUAGAGCUAAGUACGAUGACUUCGCUUAUGCGAACAGACUGACAGAAUUCCCUGAGAUGAGGUAUAACAUCUGCACGUCCAGAGAUAUGAAGUCUCUCCACUCCUCGAUUCAUAGUCACAGACAGGCUCCGCUGUGGGACGGCCUCAAGCCGGCAGAUAUGCAGACGCUGGACUUCCUCAUAACCGAGCCGAUCUGGCAGAUAGCGCCGCGGUUCAAGCACGAGCUUCAAGACGAAACGAUAUCCCGAUACACCGAGGACGUCAUAGACCUGGGUUUCCUGAAGCAAGGCCAUGUACUGAUAAACGAGUUCUGGCAAAAUGAAAUAGGUGAUCUCACUGUCGAUACUAGUCGAUUCGCGACGCUCAACGUAACCGUAGAUAAAUUACAUAGACGCGGAUUUAAAGUAGCGUUUACCGUCCAGCCGUUUAUAAGCACGGAGAGCAGAAACUUUGCCGAGACCGUCCAAAAGAGAUUGCUCAUAAGCGAAAGGAAUAGCGACCGACGCAUUCCAGCGUUGACUCGAUUCAAAACGCUGGCAAGCGCUGCAGUUUUAGAUAUAACGAACAACCGCUCUGUGCCGUGGUUUCUGGACAAGUUGCAGGCUGUGAUAGACGAGUACCACAUAGAUUCAUUCUUCCUCGACCUCGGAACUGCCUACGACAUGCCGCACUACUACCACUGCGAGAAACAAAUCAUAAACCCCGAUCAGUACAAAACGAUAUUCACGAAAACGUUCGAGAAGACUCUUAACGUGAUUGGCGUAUCUUCAGCCGUCAGUUUGCCGAGGCCGCCUAUAUUCGUAUCUCUGCCACCCUUCGAAUCAUCCUGGGAAGCUUUGAGGCUGGUAAUUCCGACGAUACUGACUUACGGAGUCAACGGAUUCCCGUUUAUAAUGCCUGGAGCGGUGGGUGGGGAUAUCUACUGGCCUGGGAGCGAGCAGUUCCUACCUUCAGCUCGAGAGAGGGGUUCCGUGGAGAUGAACUCGAACAACACGGUCCAGGAGAACGGAAUAGAGUUGCCGGAGCGAGAGUUGUACAUGAGGUGGCUGCAGAUGGCGACUUUCCUGCCCGUGAUGAAGUUCACGCACCUGCCCAGCAAGUACAACGACGAGAGGGUGCUGGAGAUGGCCAAGAACUUAACGCUGUUGAGGCAGAAAUGGGUGAUCCCGCUGCUGCUGAAGUUCAAGCGCGAGGCGCUGGAGGAGGGGCUGCCGCUGGUGCGGCCGCUGUGGCUGGUGGCGGACGGCGAGGCGGCGCUGCUCGUGCGCGACGAGUUCGUCGUCGGCGACGAGCUCGUCGUCGCGCCCGUCGUCAACAAGGGCCAGACCACGAGAGAAGUGUACCUGCCGGCGGGCCUGUGGCAGGACGGCAUCGACGGGUCGCUGCGGAAGGGCAACCGCUGGAUGCACGAGUACAAGGUGCCCACCGACCGCGUCGCCUACUUCCUGCGGAAACCUGACGAUAUGAGGUUCUAGAGACCAGGUUUAUACCGGCCACUGGUAUCUUAUACUGCCCGACGGGUUCAUUCAGACCGCAACGCGACGCGUAGAUACAUUUCAAUUUGUAUGGAUU